Molecule: messenger RNA, 198 nt
Organism: Sungouiella intermedia
Lineage: Eukaryota; Fungi; Ascomycota; Pichiomycetes; Serinales; Metschnikowiaceae
Source: the annotation of a GenBank genome assembly
AUGGAAAUCAUCAAGUAUAUUGACGGUGAAAUAUUCGCCGAAGACGUCCUUAAUGUGAUGUUGGAAGCCUCAAUGGAUCUUUCCUUCGAGCAUGAUUGGAGAGAGGGUGAUGUAGUGAUUAUAGAAUUAUCAAGUCAGCCGCCGAAGAGAGCCAUGGAGCAAUGGGGAACGAAAAGUUUUAGUGAGUAUGUGGGAUAA